Penicillium malachiteum is the source of this 1809-nucleotide messenger RNA. RefSeq names its product E1 ubiquitin-activating protein ubaB. NCBI's taxonomy places the organism in Eukaryota, Fungi, Ascomycota, Eurotiomycetes, Eurotiales, Aspergillaceae. Gene Ontology annotation, cellular component: cytoplasm; SUMO activating enzyme complex. Gene Ontology annotation, molecular function: SUMO activating enzyme activity. The transcript has 10 exons. The coding region runs from base 1 to 1809 and encodes 602 amino acids. Gene Ontology annotation, biological process: protein sumoylation. The record is from RefSeq and is a predicted model, not a curated record.
AUGCCCGCAAGCUCGGUCAAGCGCUCGCUCGGGGUCGAGCUCACCCAAACCAUCAAAGCGUCGCGUGUCUUACUGGUCGGCGCCGGCGGCAUCGGCUGCGAACUCCUCAAAAACCUCGUCCUCACGGGCUUCGGCGAAAUUCACGUCCUCGACCUCGAUACGAUCGACCUCAGUAACCUUAAUCGCCAAUUCCUCUUCCGUCAUGAACACAUCAAGAAAUCCAAGGCCCUGGUUGCCAAGGAAGUUGCGCAAAAGUUCCAGCCCAAGGCAAAGCUGGAAGCCUACCAUGCGAACAUAAUGGAAAAGCAGUUCAAUGUGGAUUGGUUCCAGUCAUUUACCCUUGUAUUCAACGCUCUGGACAACCUCGCGGCAAGACGGCAUGUCAAUCGAAUGUGCCUUGCUGCAGGUGUUCCGUUGAUUGAAAGUGGUACUAUGGGCUUCAACGGUCAAGUCCAGGUCAUCGAGAAGAGACCCCGACUUCCUAUCCCAUUUGCACCAUCCACAGUCGGCCAACCCAGCCAAUUCAUUGUAUCGUAUGGGCUAAGAGUUAUCUAUUACCUUUACUCUCCGGAGGAGAAGAAGGAGAAGACAACAACAAUGAUUUGGAUCGCUCAAAAACGGCAGACAAUGGUCGAGAAGGAAAUGAGCGAUGUGGAACGAGAGACCAUGGAGAUCAAGGAAAUCCGUGACUCUAUGGGCUCUGAAGAGUACACAAACAAAGUUUUUGUCAAGGUGUUCAAAACAGACAUUGAACAUCUUCUCUCAACAGAGACGUGCAAAGAAAAGAAGCCUCAGGUACUUGAUUGGGAUAAACUCUCAGAGGAGUCUGCAUCCUUAGAUCCCAAGAUCGUGGAAAAGAUUGACCAGAAGGAGUGGACACUCCCUGAAGCUUUCCUUAUGUUCAAUGACAGUCUCAACCGCUUAAGUGAACGCCUCCAGGAGCUCCAGAAGAAUAAACCAGAAAAUGGUCCUAAACCGAUUCUGGAAUUUGACAAAGAUGACGAAGACACCUUGGUUUUCGUAACCGCGACAGGUAUUCUGCGGAGUGCCGUAUUUGAUAUCGAGCCCAAAUCCAAGUUCGAUACUAAACAGAUGGCCGGCAAUAUUAUUCCUGCCAUUGCGACUACAAACGCCAUGACCGCAGGCCUGUGUGUCCUCCAAGCAUUCAAAGUUCUUCAGGGUGAGCUUACCAACGCAAAGAUGGUAUUCCUUGAGCGAUCUGGAGCCCGCGCUAUUAACUCUGAUUCUCUGAAUCCCCCGAGAUCAGAUUGUGGUGUAUGCUCUACCGAAAUAGGCCAUAUCUUUGUUGACCCUAAGACCGCCACCCUCAACGAUAUCGUUGAAGGUGUGCUUCGAACACAGUUAGGAUAUGGUGAGGAGCUGUCAAUCCUGAAAGAUUCCGGCGUCAUCUAUGACCUUGACUUUGAUGACCAUCUUUCGAAGAAACUCUCAGAAUUGGGCAUCAACAAUGACUCUUCGAUCACUAUUGUUGACGAAGAUGACCAGGAUCAAGACCCUCGUGUCAAUUUGGAACUCCAUAUCAUUGAAAGAACGAACGCUGAUUCUGAGGAAUCAACGCCCGUCUCACUGAAGAAGAGUCUGGAGAUUCGAAGACAACCCAAGCCUGCGCAACCCUCAUCAAAGGAUGCCUCUGGCAUCCCCAACCCAGGAAAGCGCAAGCGUGAAGGCGACGACGACUUGGCAAAUGGGCAUGUCGCUAAGAAGGUUGCCGGAGAACCAACAUCCAAUGGCAAUGAUGAUGGUGUCAUCGUAUUAGACGAUGAAGGUGCUAUCUUGAUCGAAGACUAG